CUCCGUCGGUGUUCCCCACCGUCGGCGUCGUGGUCGUUCCCGCUCGUCGACCCUCGAUCGUCGAGAGCGUCGAGCGUUCAACAGUAUCGAAAGACUUGGUCCGGCAGCCGGCGUCUAGCGGCAGUUACUCGCGAGACGUUCACCGUCUACCACGCGUUGCACCUUCCUUUCCGUUUACGGCCACCGCGGACUUCUCUUAUCACUUUUUUCUUUUCUCCGCGAUAUCGAGCAGUUUUCUUUUCUAUCGAGAAUUUUUCGCUGAUUUUGUGCCGUCGAAACUUCUCUUUUCCUUCCUCGAGGGGGAAAUUUUCACGGAGACUCGAGAGACAAGCAGGGAGGAAAUUUGAAAAAGGAAACACACGGUGCGGUGAUCGAACGGUUCGAAGAUUCCUAAUUGUUAUUGUAGAAUUUGUGCUAUUAUUCGUGCAGAUUUGUCCUUUUUAGCGAACGUACGUUUCGCUAACAGUGAACUCGAAUAGUUGAACGUACCGUCGCAGUAGCGCAUACGGAGAUUUGCUCGGUGAACAGUCAUGAUCAUUCUCGAGUAUGCGAUCGAAGCAACGAAUCGUUGAGGAUUCUUUAACGAGCAGAGAUAGCGCCUCGAGUACCGGACGUUACGGAACGAGCGAAGAAUUUCGUCGAUUCGAAGGAGAGACUCGAAAAAAUCGACGAGGUCGUUUCGAAGGCAACUCCCGGCUACCUGGCACGGAUAAUCCAGAGAAGAAAGUUCGUUUCGAAGUUGCUGCAUCCGGUUCGAAGAGCACGGUUGCCCACCUUUCGUGCUCCGCGCCUCCGAACGAAUCCAUCCUUUUUAUCUCGAAUUUGGUUUAAUUCGCCGGACAAAUUCGAACGGAAUGUCGGUGUAUCGACGAUUCGCUAGGUUUCCAUCGGAGUACAAGAAGCCAUGAAACGAAAGGUGGACGAGCGAAGAUUUGUAGAGAGGAUUGAAUGGAGCCGAUUGGAAAAGGUUUAGAUCGUCCUACCAGUUGGACGAGUGGUCUCUUCGUGUUUCUCACGCAAGGGCUUAGCGCGCGAGCGUGAUUCCGCUCGGAGGCAGCGAGAGGACGCGCGCCGAUCGAUACGCAGCAGCUAGUGGACGAGCGAGCCGAGCAAAGAUGGUGCAGAGUUGCAACGGCAGAGGUUCCAGGUACGCGAAACGGGCUCUGGCGCUCUUGUUCGUCUGGAGUUUGAUGAUGAUCGCGGCCGUGCAACUUCGCCACAUGGACCACGGUCUCAGAGAGACUCCGACCGGCGAAGAAUCGUCGAACGAGAUCCUCGUCGACGACGCGUACAAGCAUCGCGAACGAUCAACGAACGAUCGAGGCUCUUCCGGCCUGAGCCUGUCGAGAUAUCUCCUCCAGAGGUCCUCCGCGGACUCCAGUUUCUCCAAUUCCGGCAGUUCUAACAUUCUCACCACCCUGACCACCUUGUCCAACUCUCCGACGAAGAAUCCUUUCGAUCUGGAGCCCCUCCUGGACAAAAGACCAGCGAAAACCGAGGAGGAACUGAUCCAAGAGAUCGAACAGAGACUACCCAGCCUGCCUCUCGCCUAUUGGAGCAAAAACAGCAAAUACGCAGGGUCGCAGGGUAAGAGCAGCGGCAAGGGUAGCAACGGCUGCUCGAACCUCAAGUACCCGUCCAUCUACGACAUCGAAUUCAACAACGUGUACUGGCAAACGAUGAGGACCAGCAACGGGACCUUCCAGUUCUUCGGCGCGUUUUACGACCGCAGAAAGUUGUCUAGAAUCGGUCCAGCCAUUCGGAUAGUGGGCAUGAUCGACAGGAUCGAGCCCACGGUAAAGACCCACUGUCAGAUAUGGUACGACGGGGACAGGGAGGCUAAGGUGGUCGAAACCUUGGAGUACAAGUAUAUCUGGUACUCGAAAUGGGGCAAUUACAAGCAGGGCAUCUACCAACCGUACGUGAUAGCCUGCAAGAUACCCCAAUCUCAUUGGCUGAAAGGUCCUCCGGCUUCCGUGUCGAUGGUCGAGAAACCCUGCGACACCGCUACCAAUAAUCUCCGGGUGAUUUACAACAAACCCGAGCGCAAGAAGGACUUUGCCGUCUGCGUGAAAGGUUUGGACUUUCUUCACGAAGAUCUGUCCGUCAGGCUGGUCGAGUGGAUCGAGCUGAUCACUCUUCUAGGGGCCGAUAAGAUCUACUUUUAUCAGCUACAAGUGCAUCCUAACGUGACCAAGAUUCUCGAUCACUAUCAGAGGCUGGGCAAGGUACACGUCACUCCGUUGACCCUUCCCGGAGGUCAACCUAACGUCCCGGCCUUCCAACAUAUGUAUCUGACCAAGAAGACCAACCACAAGAGGCAAAACGAACUGAUUCCUUACAACGACUGUCUAUACAAACAUAUGUACGAGUACGAGUACAUAGCGCUGUUGGACGUGGACGAAGUGAUCAUGCCUGUGCAGGAUCUCACGUGGCAGGACCUGAUGAAAAGGGUGCUCUCGAAGGCGUUCAAGAUACACAACGAAACCAGAGCAUCGUACAAUGUGAGGAACGUGUACUUCCUCGAUGACCUACUGCACUCUCAUGGCUACUUCAAGGACAUACCGAAAUACAUGCAUAUGCUACAGCACGUGUAUCGUUCGAUGAACUUCACCAAACCGAAUCAAUACAUCAAGUGUUUCCACAAUCCCGAGAGAGUAGUAACGUUACACAAUCACUUCCCGUUGGCGUGUCUGGGUGCCGGGUGCACCAGUUACCCCAUAGAAACGGAGGAUGCUGAACUCCAGCAUUAUCGGUCCGAUUGCGUGAAAUCGUUGAAGAAAAGUUGCGUGCAAUACCGAGAGAACAGCGUACGAGACACGACUAUCUGGAGAUACAAGGAUCAAUUGAUCGAGAGGGUGACGAGGACCUUGGAGACUCUGGGCUUCUUUGGACCCAGCUAGCGCGAACUACCGUUUCUUCUUCCUUUUCUCUCGUCGUCUUCUUCUUCUUCUUCUUCUUCUUCUUCUUCUUCUUCUUCUUCUUCUUC
Messenger RNA from Megachile rotundata (alfalfa leafcutting bee), 2989 nucleotides. RefSeq lists its product as uncharacterized. Gene Ontology annotation, cellular component: cytoplasm. Gene Ontology annotation, molecular function: glycosyltransferase activity. The record is from RefSeq and is a predicted model, not a curated record. Lineage: Eukaryota; Metazoa; Arthropoda; Insecta; Hymenoptera; Megachilidae.